Molecule: messenger RNA, 5508 nt
Organism: Artibeus jamaicensis (Jamaican fruit-eating bat)
Lineage: Eukaryota; Metazoa; Chordata; Mammalia; Chiroptera; Phyllostomidae
Gene: HOGA1
Product: 4-hydroxy-2-oxoglutarate aldolase 1
Exons: 7
Coding region: 308-1228 (306 amino acids)
Biological process (GO): N-acetylneuraminate catabolic process
Molecular function (GO): N-acetylneuraminate lyase activity; 4-hydroxy-tetrahydrodipicolinate synthase activity
Source: RefSeq, a predicted model, not a curated record
GGGCCUAGGCCUCACUAGAGACACCCUUUAGUGUCAGGACCCCGGGAGCCAGCCCUCCGGCUGGUAGAGGGACGUGGGGUUGUGGCCUCUCUCUAGCUGCUCUCCAGAGACAGGAAGACCCCCCCCUGGGACCUACAGGCCUAGCCUUUGACCCUGGGGACACCCAGCCCAGCCUUCACCAGGGCUGACAAGUCAGGGGGCAGCGAAUUUUUAACUAGACACAUUGAUCAUUAACAGCGUGGACAAGGAGUCCAAACAGCUCUCCCAUUAGGGCAGAGCCUAGCUGGACCCCGGGCCUCCUGUGGAGAUGCUGGGCUCUCGAGUCUUGUCCUCUGUGAGGCAGGGGCUGAGCAGGGGCUUAUCUAGGAAUGUGAGGGGCCAGACUUCAGGGGAGGGGAGGAAGGUGGACAUCGCAGGCAUCUACCCCCCUGUGACCACUCCCUUCACUGCCACCGCAGAGGUGGACUAUGGGAAAUUGGAAGAGAAUCUGCGCAAACUGGGCACCUUCCCCUUCAGAGGCUUUGUGGUCCAGGGCUCAAACGGCGAAUUCCCCUUCCUGAGCAGCAGUGAGCGCCUGGAGGUGGUUAGCUGUGUGCGCCAGGCCAUGCCCAAGGACAAGCUUCUGCUAGCUGGCUCUGGCUGCGAGUCUACACAAGCCACAGUGGAGAUGACUGUGAGCAUGGCCCAGGUAGGGGCUGACGCCGCCAUGGUGGUGACCCCUUGCUACUAUCGCGGCCGCAUGAACAGCGCUGCCCUUAUUCACCACUACACCAAGGUCGCUGACCUCUCUCCAAUUCCUGUGGUGCUAUACACUGUCCCAGCCAACACAGGGCUGGACCUGCCUGUGGACACGGUGGUCACACUUUCCCAGCACCCAAAUAUCAUCGGCAUCAAGGACAGUGGCGGUGAUGUGACCAGAAUCGGGCUGAUGAUUCACAAGACCAGGAAGCAGGAUUUCCAGGUGUUGGCUGGAUCUGCUGGCUUCCUGCUAGCCAGUUAUGCCAUGGGAGGUGUGGGGGGCAUAUGUGCCCUGGCCAAUGUCCUGGGGGCCCAGGUGUGUCAGCUGGAGCGACUCUGCCUCACAGGACAAUGGGAAGAUGCCCAGGAGCUACAGCACCGCCUCCUCGAGCCAAACACUGCGAUGAACACAGUACAGGCAGAGCACGUGCACCCACGUCCCAGUCUCCCCAGUGUCAGCUACAUCCCAGCCAGGACCCCGACUGACUGAGAUAGUCAAGACAGCACUUCCAUCAGCACCAAGACCCUCCAGGUCCCUCUUUACAGCCACAGGAGCUCACUUCCUGCUCCUGCCCCCUUUCUAGCCUGUGGCAACCACAAAUAUGUUUAUCAGUUUUAAUUUUGUCAGUUCAAGGCUGUUAUAUAAAUGAAAUAAUAUAGUCCAUAACCUUUUGAGAUUGGCUUUUUUUCCCACUCGGUACAAUUUUCUGGAGAUUCAUCCACAUGGUGCAUGGGUCAAUAGGUAGAGCCUUUUUUUUCAUUGUUGUUGUUUACAUACACUUGUCUCCAUUUUUCCCCCACGGCUCCCCCCACCCCCACCGACCCCACCUCCUACCCAGGUGGUUCCUUUUUAUUGAUGAGUAGUUAUUUCAUGGUAUGGCCACACCACCACUUUGUAGCCAUUCCCCUGUUGAAGGAUAGCCAGGUGUUUCCAGAUUUAGCUAUUCAAAGCUGCUAGGAACAUGUACUUAUAUGUUUUUCAUUUUGGGGGAAAGGCAUACAAUUGCUGGGUCACAUGAUGGUUGCAUGUUUAGCGUUUUAUAAGAAACUGCCAAACUGUUUUCCAGAGUGGCUGGAAAAUUUUUACAUUUUCAUUGGUGUAAAUGUAUCAGUGAUCUAAUUUUUCUGCAUCCUUACCAGCAUUUAAUCAUGUGACUAUAUUUUAUUUUAAUCCUUCUGAUAGGUAUGUGGUCCUUGUGGUUUUCAUUUGCAUGUAUCUUAUGGCUAAUGCUAUUGAACUUGUUUUCAUGUAUAUAUUUGCCAUCCGUAUAUGCUCUUAGAUGAAAUGUCAUUUUAUGUCACUUGCCCAUUUUCUAAUUGGAUUAUUUUUUUCUGCUGAGUUUUGAAAGUUCAUUAUAUCUUUUAAAUACUAGGCCUUUGUUAAAUAUGCGGUUUGCAAAUAUUUUCUCCCAAUCAGUAGCUUGUCAUUCUCUUAAAUGUCUUUCGAACAGCAAAAGUUUUCGAUUUCGAUGUCCAGUUUAUCAAUAUUUUUUGUUUAUGCUUUUGAUGUUAAGUCUAAGAACUGUUUGCCUACCAGCAAAUUGUGAAUAUUUUCUCCAAAUUUUUUCCUAAAAGCUUUAUAAUUUUAUGUUUUACAAAUUUUUGAACUACCAGUAUUUUGAGUUAAUUUUUGUGCAAAGUGGGAGACUUAGAUCUAGGUUCUAUUUUAUUUUAUCUAAUUUUAUUUAUUUUUUAAAAGAUUUAAUAAAAAUUUAUCUUUAGAGGGGAAGGGAAGGAGAAAGGGAGAGAAAUAUCAAUGUAUGGUUGCCUCUCGAGUGUCCCCUGCUGGGAACUGGCCUGCAACCCAGGCAUGUGCCCUGACUGGGAAUCGAACUGCGAUCCUCUGGUUCACAGGCCUGCGCUCAAUCCACUGAACUACACCAGCCAGGGCUUUUUUUUUUUUUUUGCCUAUAGAUAUACACUUGCUCCAGCAGCAGUAGUUGAAAAGGUGAUCUUUCCUCUGUGGAGUUACUUUUGUGCUUCUGUCAGAAUCAGUUGGGUGCAUUUGUGUGAGUCUAUUCACGGGUUUGAUACUCUUUCCACUGAUCUACCCUUCGUGAUACCCUGCAGUUUGAUUACUGUAGUAUAUCAUAAAUCUUAAAAUCAGGCAGACUGAUUCUUCCGACUUUGUUUUUUUGAUAUUGUUUUAGGCAGUCGAAUUCCUUUGUCUUUCCUUAUAAAUUUUAGAAUCAUCUGGUCCACAUCUACAAAUAUUCUUACUGGGAUUCUAGUAGGAAUUGGGUUAAACCUGUACCAAUUUUGAGGCAAUUGAUAUGUUACUUAUGUUGUCUUUGAAUUCUUCAAUGUGACAUAUCUCUCCAUCUGUGUAGACUUCCUUUGAUUUAUUUCAUCAGCAUUUUGUAGUUUUUGGCCAACAAAUCCUGUACAAGCUUUGAGAGAUUUGCACCUAAGUGGCUCAUAUUUUUUUUAAUGAUUAUAAAUGGUACUGUAUUUUUAAUUCCACUGUUCAUGAGCUCAUGGUUAGUGUAUAGAAACACCAUUGAUUUUUGCAUGUUUAUCUUGUAUCUUAGGACUUUGCUGAACUCACCUACUAGUCCUAGGAGUUUUUUGGUAGAUUCCUUGGGGUUUUCUACAGACAAUCAUAUCCUCUAUAAAUAGGGGUGGUGUAUCUUCUAGUUCCUUUCUCGCCUUAUUGCCCCGGCGAGGACUUCCUGCACAAUGUUGAGCGAGCGUGGUGACAGUGGACACCCUCACCUUGUUCCCGAUCUUAAGGGAAAACACCCAGCCUUUCUCCAUUAAGCCCAGUGUUAGCUACCGUUUUCUGUAGCUGCUCAUUAUCAAGUUGAGGAAGUUCCCUCGCCAUUCUAGUUUCCAGAGUUUUUUUAAAGUUGUUAAUGGGGAUUGAAUUUGGUCAAAUGUUUUUCUGCAUUGACUGAUAUGAUCAUGUGAUUUCUUCCCCCUUUUAGCCUGUUAAUAUGGUAGAUGACACUAAUAAUUUCCAAAUAUUGAGCCAGAAUCGCACCCCUGGAAUAGACCCGACUUAGUCAUGGUGUGUAACCUUUUUCAUAUGUUGCUGAAUUCCAUUUGCUAAUAUUUUACUGAGGAUUUUUCUGUCUCUAUUCAUGAGGGAUACUGGUAUGUAGUUUUCUUCCCUCUUUCUCUCUAGCGCUACCUUUGUCUGAUUUUGGUAUCAGGAUAAAAGUAGCUUCAUAAAUCAACUGGAAAGUAUUCCCUCCUCUUCUGUUUUCUGGAAGAGGCUCUGUAGAAUUGAUAUCAAAUCUUUUUUACAGUUUUGGUAAUUCUCCAGUGAAACCAUCUAGGCCAGGAGAUUGUUUUGGGGGGAGUUUUAACAUUUUUUCAGCUCUGCGCUCGGCCUCCACUGAUGCAAGCUGGGCUGGGGAGGGUGGGAGUGCGUCCUCAAUGCUCCCGCGUGGCCUCUGAGGACACCUUGCGUGGGUCCGCAGGGUCUGGCCUCCCUAAGGGCGGACUGCGGACAAAGCCAGAACUCCUCACUAGGCCUCCUUCACAGACAGGGAGGAGCACUCUCUUCUGCUAAGUUGUGAGACAGAAGAUCUGGCUCCCUGUUCAGAGCCAGGCCUGGGUGAUGGCGGGGACACAGAGUUUUUGAGGGGUGGAGUGUGGCUGGAGUAGAGUGGUUGUUAUCUAAAAGUUUUCCAUCUUGCUAGGCUGCUCCAUUCCUUGGCUGGAGAGAAUGGCCUUUUGUUGGGGCUUUUAUUGUCUGCAUUCAGUGGCAUUUCAGGGCCGCUGGCUCCUGAAGCUCCAUGGCUGGGCCAGCUGCCCCCGCACAGUGCUGUUCCUUGCUCCUGAGGUCCCCACUCGGUCUUCCUUCUCUCUACCCUCCAGUCCUUGUGAUGCUUGUUUUUAUAUAAUGUGCAAGGAUUUUUAGUUGUAUGUAUUAGGAAGAACGGGGAAAAGUACAUCUAUUUCAUCUUCUUGGAAGUAGAAGCUCUAGCUAGUUUCUUAAAUGAUGAUUUUUUUCAACCUCCAGACCAUUAAAAAUAUUGAAAAAUUUUAAAGUAGGUAUAUUAAAGCUCACACAAAGCAUUCUUUUAGUUUUAAAUAUUUUAUCUACACCCCAAACAUAAUUUGUUAUAAUUUUACUUCCCCGGCUUGAAUGGAAACAAAGUUAUGAAAACAAUUUUUCCCCAAAUCUACUUCUAGAAAACAAAUUAACUAUGAAAAAAUACACAGGUUGUGGAUUUGAUCUCCAGGCAGGACACACAAAAAAAGAAGCAACCAAUGAAUGUGUAAAUAAGUGGAACAACAAAUAGAUGUUUCUCUCUCACUCUCCCCCCUUCCUCUGUCCCUAUAAAAUCAAUUUUAAAAAAUGCACAAGCCCUGGCUGGAGUGACUCAGUGGAGUGAGCAAUGGCUUGCAAACUGAAAGGUCACUGGUUCCAUUCCUGAUCAGGGCACAUUUGCAAAGCAGGUUGCAAAGCAGCUCCCAAGCUGAGGGUGUGCAAGAGGCAACCAAUCCAUGCUUCUCUCUCAUGUUGAUGUUUCUCUCCCUCUCUUUCUCCCUCCCUUCCCCUCUCUCUAAGAACAAACAAAUAAAUAAAUGAAAUCUUUUAAGUAAAUGAAAUCUUUUUAAAAAAUUAAAGGUAUACAGGAAGCUUACUGCCUUAUUUUGCCUCAGGCUACAGUAUGGCAGGGCAUGUUUCUGUUGGAUCCUGUCUUCAUUCAAAACUUUGGUACUUUGUUCACUAUGGAUACUUUUUCAUUGAUUUUGAUUUUUUAAAAACUGCAUUAACUAUUUACCUUGAUGACUGCGUUUUCUGGCAUCCCUACC